Ostreococcus tauri is the source of this 654-nucleotide messenger RNA. Its product is annotated as HSP20-like chaperone. The transcript has a single exon. Gene Ontology annotation, biological process: protein folding; response to heat; protein complex oligomerization. The record is from RefSeq and is a predicted model, not a curated record. The coding region runs from base 1 to 654 and encodes 217 amino acids. Lineage: Eukaryota; Viridiplantae; Chlorophyta; Mamiellophyceae; Mamiellales; Bathycoccaceae.
AUGUACCGUCAAUCAAGACGCGUUACCGCUCGCGCUCUCGCCGUGUUUCUGUGUUUUCACGCUAUCGCUCUUCCCGUCUGCGCGUUUCAGCUUUUCCCAAUAAAGCAUCACCGCGAGCCGGCAAAGGAGGACAACGCUAGUCCGAAGAAUGAGAUAUCUCGCGCCCUGAACGCCGUACAAGAUCUCGUGAGAAAUUUCGACGUGUGUGCACCGAGCGUGGGCGAUGAUGGCGCUAUCGUGGUGGACGACUCCGAGCACCGCUGGCCGCUCGCGCAAAUGUUGUUCUCGUCUCUCGUAGAUUCGCGUUCCGCCGUUGACGUCACAGAGACGGCCGACACGAUCACUUUCGCAGCGGAUGUUCCUGGCAUCGAUCUUGCUGAUCUUACAGUCGAUGUGAUCGGAAACGUGCUCACGAUUCGAGGCGAGCGAGUGGAUGAGGGUCCUUGCGAUUCAGAAGCGUCGUCGUGCGAGAUCGAUUCCGCCCGCCAUAAGCGUGAACGUCACUUUGGAAAGUUCGUCAACAAAUUCAUCUUGCCUCCGAACGCAGUCAUCGACCAGAUCUCCGCCUUCGUCAAAAAGGGAGUAUUGAAAGUGCUCGUCCCAAAGGCGAGUGCGCCCGAGCCGGUUCACGUGCCAGUCGUGGCGGUUUCGUAG